This is a messenger RNA of Eublepharis macularius, 4641 nucleotides long. RefSeq names its product exocyst complex component 2 (gene EXOC2). Lineage: Eukaryota; Metazoa; Chordata; Lepidosauria; Squamata; Eublepharidae. The record is from RefSeq and is a predicted model, not a curated record. The coding region runs from base 145 to 2925 and encodes 926 amino acids. Gene Ontology annotation, cellular component: exocyst. The transcript has 29 exons. Gene Ontology annotation, biological process: exocytosis; Golgi to plasma membrane transport.
CGACAAAGCCGGAUACAUUCGCCUUCUGAGCCGCUUCACAGGUGACUUUACUGGUUGGCUACAUUCCAGACUAAAUACAUGGUGCCUGUGUGCCAUCUCCCUUAGAGCAACAGAAUAUCUGAUCUUUCAUACAAGAAAAAAGCUAUGAUGUCUCAUACACGCAAGCCCCCUCUUGUGACAGGUAUUUCUCCCAAUGAAGGUAUCUCAUGGACAAAGGUCACAAUUCGAGGAGAGAAUCUGGGAACGGGCCCAACAGAUCUUAUAGGCUUGACAAUCUGUGGACAUAACUGUAUUCUGACUGCUGAAUGGAUGUCUGCUAGCAAAAUUGUGUGUCGGGUCGGUCAAGCUAAAAAUGAUAAAGGAGACAUAAUUGUCACUACCAGGUCAGGAGGCAAAGGGACUUCAACUGUUUCCUUCAAACUCUUGAAACCUGAAAAAAUAGGUAUCUUGGAUCAGUCUGCUGUCUGGGUUGAUGAAAUGAACUAUUAUGACAUGCGCACUGACAGGAACAAAGGGAUGCCCCCUUUGUCUCUACGACCAGCUAAUCCUCUUGGUAUUGAGAUAGACAAAGGAAGGUUUCCUCCAAAAGAACUAGAAGCGCUGUUUCCUGGGAUGAGUGCUGAUUUUACCAGUGAAAAUUUUUCUGCAGCCUGGUAUUUGAUAGAGAACCAUUCAACAACCAGUUUUGAUCAACUCAAAAUGGCAGUAAUGAAUCUGAAGAAGCAAGCCAACAAGAAAAAUGAGGGAAGCCUGGCAUAUGUCAAAGGGGGUCUCAGCACCUUUUUUGAAGCCCAAGAUGCCCUGUCAGCAAUCCAUCAAAAGUUGGAAGCGGACGGAACAGAAAAAGUGGAAGGAUCCAUGACGCAAAAGCUAGAGAAUGUUCUGAACAGAGCAAGUAAUACAGCAGACACAUUAUUCCAGGAAGUCUUAGGUCGCAAAGACAAAGCUGAUUCAACAAGAAAUGCACUCAAUGUUCUCCAGCGCUUCAAAUUUCUUUUCAAUCUUCCUCUGAAUAUUGAAAGAAACAUUCAAAAGGGUGAUUAUGAUGUAGUCAUUAAUGACUAUGAAAAAGCAAAGUCAUUGUUUGGGAAGACUGAGGUUCAAGUGUUCAAAAAAUAUUAUGCUGAAGUCGAAACUCGAGUUGAUGCCUUAAGGAAACUACUACUGGAUAAACUUCUUGAGACCCCAUCAACAUUACAUGACCAAAAACGCUAUAUAAGGUAUCUUUCCGAUCUCCAUGCAGAAGGGGAUCCAGCCUGGCAGUGUAUUGGUGCCCAGCAUAAAUGGAUUCUGCAACUUAUGCACAACUGCAAGGAGAGCUAUGUUAAAGAACAGAAAGGCCAUAUGUUAGUGCACAGCCCGAUGUUGGAUCUGGACACUGAAGUGCGUCCAUCUUCACUUGGCCAUCUCAGUCAAAGUGCUUCACUGAAAAGGGGCAGCAGUAAUCAGUCUAGUCGUGAUGAAACUUGGAGAUUUAAAGCCCCGCAGCAAGUGGCGUUUGUUGAAAAGCUAACAAAACUUGUUGUAAGCCAGCUCCCCAACUUCUGGAAACUCUGGAUUUCUUAUGUGAAUGGAAGUCUCUUUAGUGAGACUGCUGAAAAAUCUGGUCAAAUGGAAAGAUCAAAGAAGAAUGCAAGACAAAGGCAAAAUGAUUUCAAGACUAUGAUUCAGCAAGUAAUGAAGUCUCUGGUCAAAUUGAUUCGUGGUGCUUUACUUCCAUUCAGCCUUGGAGAAAAUGAACUAAGAGAAUAUGGAGGCUGGGAGAUGAAAUCUGAACUGUCAGGCCAAUGGUUACCUCAUGUCAUACAGACAAUUAGGCUUAGUUAUGAAUCUCUUACUGCGCUUGAAAUACCAAAUGACAUGCUUCAGAUCAUCCAAGAUCUAAUUUUUGACCUCAGAGUUCGCUGUAUAAUGAUUACUUUACAACACACAGCUGAAGAUGUGAAGAGAUUAGCUGAAAAGGAGGACUGGGUUGUAGAUAAUGAAGGCUUGACCUGUUUGCCUUCCCAAUUUGAACAGUGUGUAGUGCAUUCUUUGCAGUCGCUCAAGGGUGUCGUCGAUUGCAAGCCAGGAGAGACCAGUGUUUUUCAACAGCAGAAAAUACAGGAAGAUGUGUGCCAGCUGAGCAUCAAUAUCAUGCAGGUGUUCAUUGAUUGUCUGGAACAACUGAGUACCAAGCCUGACAGUGAUGUAGAUACUAUGCAUCUUUCAGCUGAUGUUUCAUCACCAGAUUUAUUUGGAAGCAUCCAUGAAGACUCCAGUUUAUCAUUAGAACGGAGGCUUUUAAUUGUGCUUAGUAACUGCUGCUAUCUAGAACGUCACACCUUCCUAAAUGUAGCUGAGCACUUUGAGAAACAUGGCUUCCAAGGAGUUGAAAAAAUCACUCAAGUCAGCAUGGACUCCUUAAAGGAGCUUGACCAACGACUGUUUGAAAUGUACAUUGAACUAAAAGCUGACCCUAUUGUAGGCUCACUGGAACCUGGCAUAUAUGCAGGUUAUUUUGAUUGGAAAGACUGCCUGACUCCUACAGGUGUCAGAAACUAUUUGAAGGAAGCCCUAGUACAUAUAAUUGCCGUACAUGCUGAGGUAUUCACAGUCUCAAAAGAACUUGUACCUAGAGUGCUGUCAAGGAUCGUUGAAGCAGUUGCUGAAGAACUCAGCAGGCUGAUGCAAUGUGUCUCAUCCUUCAGCAGAAAUGGUGCUUUGCAGGCCCGACUUGAAAUUUGUGCAUUGAGAGAUGCUGUGGCUGUAUUCCUCACAUCUGAAAGCAACUCAAGCUUUAAGCAAGCUUUGGAAGCCUUGCCUCAGCUGUCAAGUGGCGGAGAUAAAAAGUUACUGGAGGAGCUGCUAAACACGUUCAAGAGCAGCAUGCAGCUGCAGCUCACCUGUUUUCAGGUGGCUUCUUCAACCAUGGUGAAGACAUAAGGCAAUACUAAAACAUCUCUGUUAGGAAAUGGUCUCAUCAAAUCCUGUCACUCCAGAUAUGUACAUUUGUUCUACACAAGCCCUUGUGUUUUACCACUGUUUAGCUCACCACCAGGCAAACAAUAAUCGUGUGAACGGCCUCUUGGAAUAAGUAAGCAGAAUUCCAGAGUAAAAUGUCUUGCUUACCUCUAAGCAUAUCACUCCUUAUUGCUAGAAGACCAAUUUCCAGUCUCAUGCUCACAUGUUGAAACACAGAUUUCUGAUUUGAAAUUGUGUCACAAAAGUUGCCUAAUAACCAUUUUCCAAGUGGUAAUUUGCCGCAGCGUGUUCCUAAUUGUUUGGUAUAUGUCAUCUGUAUUGUCUACCCAAGUGAUGAGGAGAAUUUUACUGCUCUCCUACUUCUUUCUUUAUGAUCAGAUAUAGAAAUGUGGUAAAGUAAAUAGUCCUCACCCUAUAGACAGUUUGGCUUUCCAAGAGAUUUCAUGAAUAACUGCAGUAAAGUUUUAGUCACCUGUGGAUGUGUCCAGCAGAUUUGGAUACACUGUUUGCUAGGUGAAGCCUGUGUAUUGAUCUCUCUCAUUCAAACCGCUUGUUGCAUCCCAACAAUACUCUGUCAGACGGUCAAUAGAAGAACCACUAUCCAAUAAAAAUAAAUGGGAUUUGAUAUGUUAGAAUUGCGUAGGAAGGAUAACAUAUACACUCACUAUGUUUUCCAAGCAACAAGAUACAGGCAGCACUCCAGAAACAGAUCUUUAAUUUCCUCAUCUUCUACUGAAAGGGACAUGUUACCCUUCAGGAAUUUUCGUGCUCAGAUGCAUGUACUCAUUGCUUAUUGCAGAUGUAAUGAAAAUUUCUUAGAUCAUUCAUUGUCAUAAUCUUUAAACUUGAAUUCUCAUACAUUUAGAUGCCAGGGUUUUUAAAAGUCAACAUAUAUGCUAAACAUGUGCUCUUGUUGCCGUUUUGUUUCCAGUGGGUUUCUUUCCAAGAGUUCUUAAUAGUUAAUAUCGCCUCCAGAUUUCAAAUGUAGGAACAGCACCAUGGCCGUUUUCACACUGCUUACUUUCCCUCAGAACGACCCGGAACAUCGCACAAAAAACGUGGAAGAUCGUGUUUAUUUGCGCAACAUUGUGCAAAUCUCGGGCUAGAAAACGCGAUCUUCCGCGGUUUUUGCGCGAUGUUCUGGGUCGUUCCGAGGGAAGGUAAGCAGUGUGAAAACGGCCCAUCUGGAAGAAUUAGGGAAGAACUCUUGGGGGUAUUGUAAGAUGCACAAGACACCCAUUUUCCAGAUGCAAGCCAGUUUAUCCAGAUUAGAUUCAGUAAUGCCUUACUCUUAAUAGGCUUAAAGGUAUGGUCAUAUUUUCCACUUUAAAAGUAUCUGGGACAAGGUUCUCAUAUAGUAAUAUAAAUUUGAUAAGCUUUUUAAUUGCCAGCCAUAAAUUCUUGUACAGAACAGGCAAAAUUUAAUAACACAUGGUGAGGGGGGGUCUUUAAUUUACGAAAAACAGUUUGACAAUUUAGUAAUAUCUGUUAAUAAAGAAAACUUUACAAAUGAAUGGACAUGAUUAUAGUCAUCUGUUUAUUAAGGUAUCAUAAAGGUGAAUUUCCUGUUAAUUUGCCUAGUCCUAAAUACUUAUAUCUGUAAUUGCAAAAUGUAUCACAUUGCAGACAAUACCAUUUUGUGGUGGUUUUUGUGAUAAUAAAGUGGUAUGAUCAUGG